Molecule: messenger RNA, 4894 nt
Organism: Manis javanica (Malayan pangolin)
Lineage: Eukaryota; Metazoa; Chordata; Mammalia; Pholidota; Manidae
Source: RefSeq, a predicted model, not a curated record
CGGCCCCGCGGCCGCCUCCCGCGCGCCCGCGUCGGCUCAGUGACGGCGGGCGGCACCGGGCUCGGCGGACGCGGCGCGGUCUGCGGCCGGAAGCGCCCAGGUCCAGAGGGCGGCGCGAGCAGGGCCCGGCGGGGUCGCGCGCGAGGAGCUGGCGGCGCGGCGGCAUGAGCCACAUUCGCAUCCCGCCGGGGCUCACGGAGCUGCUGCAGGGCUACACGGUGGAGGUGCUGCGGCAGCAGCCGCCGGACCUGGUCGACUUCGCCGUGGGCUACUUCACCCGCCUGCGCGAGGCCCGCUGCCCGGCCGAGCCCCCGGCCGCCCCUCCCGACGCCGGCGCCGCGGGGCUGCAGCCCGAGCCCGGCCCUGCGGCGGACGCGAGCGCGGGCAGCGAGUCCGACGACGAGGACCUGGAUGUUCCAAUUCCGAAAAGGUUUGAUCGGCGAGUAUCAGUGUGCCUGCACACUGACUCUACAGAGGAAGAGGGCGAAGGGAACGAGCCAAGUGUGGUUCACCCUAAAACUGACCAGCAGAGAUGCAGGCUUCAGGAGGCAUGCAAAGACAUUCUCCUUUUCAAAAAUCUUGAUCAGGAACAGCUUUCUCAAGUCCUCGAUGCCAUGUUUGAAAGGACAGUCAAAGUUGAUGAGCAUGUCAUUGACCAAGGAGACGAUGGAGACAACUUCUAUGUCAUAGAACGGGGGACCUAUGACAUCUUAGUAACUAAGGACAGUCAGACGCGCUGUGUCGGCCAGUACGACAGCCACGGCAGCUUCGGAGAGCUGGCCCUGAUGUACAACACCCCGAGGGCUGCAACCAUUGUCGCCACCUCGGAAGGCUCCCUGUGGGGACUGGACCGUCUGACCUUCAGAAGGAUCAUAUUGAAGAACAACGCAAAAAAGAGGAAGAAGUUUGAGUCGUUUAUCGAGUCCUUGCCCCUCCUCAGAUCCCUGGAGGCGUCAGAGCGAAUGAAGAUCGUGGACGUGAUUGGAGAAAAGAUCUAUAAGGAUGGCGACCGCAUAAUCACCCAGGGUGAAAAGGCUGACAGCUUUUACAUCAUAGAGUCUGGUGAAGUGAGCAUCCUGAUCAAAAGCAAGACUAAAGCAAACAAGGAUGGUGGGAACCAGGAGGUCGAGAUUGCCCGCUGCCACAAGGGGCAGUACUUUGGCGAGCUUGCGCUGGUCACCAACAAGCCCCGAGCUGCUUCCGCCUAUGCAGUGGGAGACGUCCAGUGCCUCGUCAUGGACGUGCAGGCGUUCGAGAGGCUCCUGGGGCCCUGCAUGGACAUCAUGAAGAGGAACAUCUCACACUACGAGGAGCAGCUGGUGAAGGUGUUCGGCUCCAGCUUGGAUCUGGUCGACCCGGGGCAGUAAGUGCGCACCCCAGGGCCUUCUCCAGUCAGCCACAGAACACACUCAGAAAACAGACACGACAGACUGUCCCUCUGUUGCCACGGCGCUGCCACUGCGAUGGCCUGGGCACCUAGAAACCCUGCGAGUACCACUGAGGAGAGCGGGGGUGUGACCCACUCCUCCACUCUGCUCCUGGAAGCCCACUGUCAGACCACCGGUAACCCGGUUUUCCAUCUUUGGUUCAAAACGGCAUGUCUCUCCAGCAAUUUAAGUGCCUGAUACGAAGUCCAAAGUGUAAACAUCUUCCUUUCCUCUCUUGAUGCUGCUGUUGCUUUUGGAAGUUAACAGGUCUGCACAAACCUGCUGUGUGACCACAGAUGCCCUCCCAACCUUUCUGGAGGGAUGAAAUCUCCUGGUUUGUCUGUUGAGAAAGCCCACGCCAUUCACCACUGUAGCCUUUGGUUUCACAGAAGACACGGCGGUAUACAGGGUGGAGGUCUGCAGCCCUGUGGCAUUGCGCUGUCUGCUGACAGCCGCCCCAGGCUCACAGCGAUGCGCAGGGAAGGGCCCUGCAUGGGGCCCAGCAGGUCAGCCCCAAAGCACACCGACCUGGCACUGGCCCCCGUGUCAUAGAGAAGAAAAUCUGGGCUCAACAGAGCGCAGGUGGCAGAGAGCCAGAGAGGCUUUCUGGGCUGGGGGAUCUGCUUUUCUGUUCCAGUGGGUUUGGUCAUGUCCUGCCCGGUCUCUGCUGUGCAUGUGAGACAGUGACUAACUGCUCACGAACGGCUGGGGUCUGGGGACACCGCCUCCCCGCCUGACCCCUGCACCUCCCUGGGCCGCUGCCUCGGCUCCCGUUUUCAGCCGCCCCACCAGCUAUGGCAGUGUGCCACGAGAGCCUGUACCACAGAGAGAGCCCUUUUCUUCUACUCCAGAGUUACAGAGCUUUGCUGUUGAAUCAUCAAUUAUUAAACUUUUUAAAGAAGCAAAUUUUUUUUUUUCAUUAAAAAAAAAAUUCUCUAUUUAGAGAAUCCCCCUCAGACACAUUCAUAAAUAUCAGUUUGUCAGCUGGCUCAGGCAUUCGUCCUAAAGAUCAGUUCUUUCUGUUUUCAAAAUUCAGUAUCAUUUACAAUGUCAUCGAAUUACUGCACAGACCUUCCUAAGAUGUUGGAGUAUUUGGGAUCCCAAUGGUUAAUCCCAGAGGAAAGCCAUUUAGCUCAUCUUUUAAAACAUUUUUUAACCUUUUCAUUAAAUCAGGCAGAAUUCUGAUGAGUUACCCUAACUAGAUGUAUUUCAGAAUGAAUUUUGUUUCUUCAGAAUGAGUUAAAAUCAGAUGCUGUAAGAGCUUCUGUGGGCAAGGUGGGGUCUGCAUCAAGAUAAAUUGGAAUGUCCUAGCCACGCCGAUAGGAAAUCAAGAGGCCCUUUCAAAUAAGUUUUUUUUUAAACUUGUAUGAGCCAGUAAAUCCCCAAGAGAUGACACGUGGGGACCGUGGCCCUUCCUGCCGUGGACACAGCAGAGAUGCACAGCCUCCCGCUGCCCCUGCAGCCACGCGCUUGCCUGUGCCGUGGACAGUGCGGUCAGGAGAUUCCCGGAGCGGUGACGCACCACGAGGCCCCGGGCCGGCUCUGCCCUGUGCUUCACAAGCAGAAGCGCGUCACCUGCUGAGUGGCACUCGGAGCUAUGAAAGGGCCGCAGCGCGGCAGCUGGCCUGGGGAAGCCCAACAGUUUCCUACCGUUUUCCAAGCUGCUUUUCUCGGGUGUUGCUUCCUGAUCAAGUAAGUCCGGGAAGCAGAUCUACACCUUAGCGGACAAGAACCGUGCCUGUUUGUCGCAAGGGUGUUGCAAGUGGUGCCGAGGUCUAGCCCCAGACUGUUUGAACCCUGAGCAGACAGAUGCCCCCCUGUACCCCCAUGCCAGCAGCAGUCAGGGCGCCUGUGAACCCUGUGCGGGUCUCCUGCCGGUGGCUCCUGACGGGCCCUCCCACUGGCCUCUCGCACGUGCCGGUUCAGUAUUCCAUUCACAGAGCCUCUGGCUGCACAGCCCAUGAUGGCUGCUGCUUUACAGAGGAGAGUCCAUGAUGCUGAGGACUCCUGCUCUGGCUGCAGGUUGCCGCAUGGGUCAUCUGUGCAGACCCUCACACAUACCCGUAGAGGUCUGGGUGGAGGAAGGGAGACUACAGGGACAGGUGUGAGUGAAACAGGGCACACUCAUGUAGGUGCCAGGAGUCUGCCCGUGUUCUGUUCUCUUUGCAACAAUCAGAGGUGCACACCAAGCCUGACUUGGGGUUCCAGUGUCCACUUGUGCUGGGGAGCACUGUUGGCUGAGCCUCAAGGGGCAAGCAUGUUGGGAGGAGGUCCCCUGGUUAAUUGUACCACGUUGUUACCUUCUAUGGGCUAGAGCUCCGCGCCCUCUUUUCUGGCCUUGCUAUUGAUUUGGGUGGUGGAGAAUGUUCCUGAGACCCUGGGGGGGUCCAACCUCUAGUGUUCCCCAUCCUUCUGCUCUGUUUUCACCCCACCACCACCCCGCUCUGCUUUGGUUGUGCUCUCUAAAGGAAGGGAGGGUCUGUGUGCUCUGUGCUCCAUGUCGGCGCCCUUAUGUGUAACUUUGUGUAAAUAUAAUUGCCCCAGAUUCUCAGAAAUCAGGGUGGAGAUUUUCUCUGAGCAGUUUAAUAAGCAAAUUCAGAAGCAAAGUAGCAAGAAAUGGUUCUCCAGCCAGGAGAGGUCAUAGUCAUCUUAUUGCCCAGAUUCUAUGCUCGCAGCAGUGGAGCCGCUGGGCCUGCCGCGUGUCCCAGUACAAACCGCCCUCCUGCGUUUAGAAAAAUUGAAAGCAUAUUUGCACAGAGGAAAAGGGAAAAGACUCAUGAAUGUCACCUGUUAUCUUUUGUUUUCAGUUGGCUGAUGUUGGAAUUUCUGUUGUUGACAUGCAUGUCAAAAAAUCUUUCCAAGAUACAAGUCAUUCUGGUUUUUCACCACGGUCACCUCUUGUCCCUCUGUCUUCACUGCUGGAGUUCCUCAGUGGCUCUAAUUUCUGUUUUAUGGGAAGCAGCCUUCCCCUGGGUUUCCUUCCACCCACUGCAGGACUAUCUUCAUACCUUUAAAAAAACAAAAGGGAGAAAACCAUCACUAACCUUGUGGGGGAUUUGUAGAAAACUAGUUAGCCCUCCUUGAGCAAAAGGUAGAUUCCUCAUUGUUUUCUUAAGUUCAUUGUAAUUAAAGAAAUCUAAUGCAGCAUUAUUGUGCUACCUCAAAGGUAAAAAUGUUUUAAGGUGUUUUUUUGGUCCUGAGUUCUACACAUAGUGUUUGAAGUGUCUUUCAAUUGGAAUUAUUUUUAAAACUUUGGGGAGAAUCUUAUUUUAACCCAUUUUACACUUGUAUUUUAAUCUCAAAAGAAGAAAUGAUUAAAAAGUGAUCAAUUCUUGUUCUGUCGUACUGAACCUAUAAAUUUAUUGUUUGCCAUAGUAAGGAUGGGUUUUUAGGAGGAAACGCUAGGGCUCAGCUUCGCUCUGGCUAAUUAAUAAAGGCUGACGAGCCACGUCUGACGUUGUGGUGCA